AUGAUGGACCCUAUUUCCCCUGUCAUCUUCACGAAAAUCGUCGAGGGCAUGUGCUCGGUCAUCAACCAUGUUAUAUCUGUAGGGGAAGACCGCGCAGGCUCCAAGAGGGCCUUCCUUACGCUAGUCAUGGGAACGCUCUCCGAGAUCAAUGCCAUGCGUGAGGAGCUGGGCGAUAGUCUUGGCCCAGUGGAUCGUGACCAGUACGCUCGUUAUGCUCUCGACACUGAGAAGAAGGUGGAGCGCUUGAGGGGAAAGGUGUUCGGCAAAUCUGCUGCCGAACGCCUUUACUUGAAAGCCACCAAACAGCAUAAACGACUCACUAAUAAGUCUAAUGACAUUAAGAGGGCUUCUCUUGCUGUCGCCAAAGUGCCUUCGACUCCAGUUCCUGGGAUGCCGCACGGGCACAGGAGUGCUGAUCAAGCUCCCCACGCCGCAGGAGAGCAUAUGCCCCAGCCAGCUCCAGCUCCUGGAAACGUACCUCUGAACGUCUCAAACGGGUUUGUGAACUUCGGGACCAUAAGCGGACCUGUUACUUUUGCACCCGCCCCGAUAACUGGAGAUGGAGGCCCAGUAUCUGGAUCUCAGAAUGAUCUGGCAGUACAAAGUGCGCGUUGGGAACAACUCUCCGCGAAUGUGCGCGAAAUCCGAGAGCAACUCAACGACCUAACUCGUGCCCCGUGGCAGCAUGGUGUUACCGACACUCCGACUCCAUCCGGAACGACUAAUGCGGCCUGCUCUCUCAAUGUAUCUGAAGAGCUCUCGGCUCGCGUCCGCGAGAAUAUGGCUGACGCGACGAGUUUGGUGCGUGAUGUAGCUGAGGAUUUGGACGCGGACUCGGUGUUGGAGGUUAUUCCAGAGGAUGAUUCGGAAAGCGGCGACUCUUCGCUUGAAUGCAGUGAUUACUUCUUCUCAUAUGGACAAUGA
Peniophora sp. CBMAI 1063 is the source of this 924-nucleotide messenger RNA. NCBI's taxonomy places the organism in Eukaryota, Fungi, Basidiomycota, Agaricomycetes, Russulales, Peniophoraceae. The record is from the annotation of a GenBank genome assembly.